UCGAAGCGCGCGCGCGCGCGCUCCCGCUCCCUAUAUAACCAGCGCAGACACGACCGCCGAGACGCCUCCGAUUCACCUUAGCUUCCCGGCGAGAGCCAGCACCACCUCCCACAGUCACAGUUGUUUGUUGCGCAAGCAAGGAGAAGGAGAUCGCAACGAGGCAGGGGAGGGCAGCUGCGGCGCCAGACCAGCCGGUCCGAGCGACAUGCACAGAGCCUCACCGUGGAACUCCUCUUCUUCCACCUGGUCGUCGUCGUCUUCCUCCCCGCGCAGCAGCAAGCGCGCCCGCCUCGCCGCCGCCAGCGCCAGCACUAGCAGGCUGCUGCCCUGGCCCUCGCCGCGCGGACCGGCCAGCCAUGGCGUCGCCCUUUCUGCCCGGCUCUUCUUCCUCUUCCGCUUCGUCGCCCCUCUCUUACCUGAUCCCUAGGCAGCCGCCGCCUUCCUCCGUCGUGGCGCAGGGCUUCUCGUGCGGCGCUCUGGUGCAGCAGGCCGGGCUGUACGGUGGCGUCGGCGUCAGCGCGGCUGGCGGCGUCGAGGCCGUGGAGGUGAGGCAGGGGGGCAGGCACGCGGGACACCCGCCGCUGCCGCGCCCGCCGCCGCGGCAGUGCCCGCGCUGCAGGUCGGCCAACACCAAGUUCUGCUACUACAACAACUACAGCCGCAAGCAGCCGCGGUACUUCUGCCGGGCGUGCCGCCGGCACUGGACCGAGGGCGGCACGCUCCGCGACGUGCCCGUCGGUGGCGGCCGCAAGAACAGGCGCAACGGUGGGGGUGGGGCUAAGGGCGGCGCCAAGGCCCCCUCCACCGUCACCGCGGAGGUGUCUACUGCGGCGACGACGGCUAUCCAGGGCAGCGGUGCAGGCGCGCUGGCCGGCGCCGUCGACGCGUUCAUCCCGGCCGACAUCCUGAGGCAGAUGCUGUCCCAGUCGGCAAGCUUUACGGCCAGCGGCGGGGGCGGCGGCUACGGCAUCGACCUGAGCGCGUGGCAGCAAAUGACCGGUGCCGCAGCAGCACCGCAGGGGGGCAGCGAUGUUGGCGAGGUCGGAGGGACGGCUCCGGCGGCAGAUGCCAACUGCGGCACAGGGGCGCAGUACUGGAGCGGAUGGAACCUGCAAGAUGACAUGCCCGGAUUCGACGGGACUUUCUAGCUGCCCGGCCUUGCCCGUAGAUCGUUGGCCAAACCCCACGAUGUUCCAGACGGAAAAAUGACAAUCUGUGCACUUUGGCUUGUGGUUUUGCGGUAGGACUAGGAAAAAGCUAUUGGAUCUGCCACUAGUAAGAAGAUUGUAUAACGGUGUCAGUGUUUUCCUAAAUAUAUAUGAAAAGUGUUGUACAA
Hordeum vulgare subsp. vulgare (domesticated barley) is the source of this 1336-nucleotide messenger RNA. RefSeq names its product dof zinc finger protein DOF1.6-like. The transcript has a single exon. Lineage: Eukaryota; Viridiplantae; Streptophyta; Magnoliopsida; Poales; Poaceae. The record is from RefSeq and is a predicted model, not a curated record. Gene Ontology annotation, molecular function: DNA binding; DNA-binding transcription factor activity. The coding region runs from base 357 to 1148 and encodes 263 amino acids. Gene Ontology annotation, biological process: regulation of DNA-templated transcription.